Molecule: messenger RNA, 2010 nt
Organism: Exophiala xenobiotica
Lineage: Eukaryota; Fungi; Ascomycota; Eurotiomycetes; Chaetothyriales; Herpotrichiellaceae
Exons: 1
Coding region: 1-2010 (669 amino acids)
Biological process (GO): double-strand break repair
Cellular component (GO): nucleus; site of double-strand break
Source: RefSeq, a predicted model, not a curated record
AUGAUCAUGGUGACGGCGACCUCGCUGCUCCGCAGCACUCCUACCUUGACCGUCGCUCCCACACAGAACACCGCACGCGUCCACGAGUUCCGCUGUCUAUACACUCGAGACCUGCAUAAGAAGGCGAAGAAAUGGCACGAUGGAUCGCUUCGCUUUCACACCUUCAACCGACGCGUCAUGGUUUAUGAUGACGCGAAAAAUUACAUUGGAGACCUUCACUAUCGGCAAGAGGAGGAGUUCGGCGAAGGUGUAGAGAUUCAACUGGACAGAGGCGUCAAAGUCGAAGUUGGCGACCGCCUGGGAGAGACUGAGACUGAUUUGGCCCCGAUUCUGGACAGACAACGGCCUGAGAAGGCUAGGUCGCAGGCGAGGCAGGCCACAGGCCUCACAUCUCGUCUGAACUCAUCACUGUCAUCUCAAAGGCCAAAGUCAUUACUCGAGGUGCUAGGACCGUCACAGGGACGACUAGGUCGUUCACGAUUACCCCCGCAGUCUCCUUACGAGCAGAGACAAGCCUUCUCUCGGCCUGAACCGUCUGAACCCUCUCCGAAGAGGCGCAGACUUUCCAAUGGCAAAGAAAACCAGCCCAAUGAGGUCCCUAAGACCAUUAGGCCUAGCCGGCCUUGCUUACCUCAGCCUGUCCGGGCGGACAGGCUUGUCACGCUCCCAGCGCGCCGGACAGACAUACCAGUGGAACCUCGAGAAGUGGUGGAUAUCUCAUCUGACGAAGACAUCCAGCAAAGCCGCAGGAAGGAGGCGGCGGCCAAACCCUUACCUCCUACGAGGCCGGCGAAAGUCAUCGCAAAUCCGCAGUCGGCUUUGAGGACGACUCCAUCACUUGAGAACAAGAACUCUUCGAGAGGGAAUAACGCCAAAACUCCUACCGUAGACCUUCUUGCACUGAAAACGAAAACUCAAUCUGCCGCGAGACCAAGCACGGAGGCCACCCCUCGAAGACCGCGGCUAUCAGUCAAGCGGAAUGCACGUUUGCUCCUGGCUCAGGCCAGACCGAAACCGAGGUUGACCUUUCUGCUGCCUUGUACCAAAGUACAAACAAUGAGGCGAUCUUCUUUCACUUCUUCAAGGACGCCUUCACCCGAACAUGACACAGUUGAUUCUCUGCCUUCCUGCAGCCCGGUGGAGAAGCUGGAAGACACUGAUCGCCCUCACAGCAGGAAUGGACUCUCCAUGCAACCCAUCAAUACUUCCAGCUGCAGCCAAAUUAUGGCAGACGAUCAGGGACUUGACUCUAUCGACUGCAGUCCGUUAUUUGUGCCGAGAGAGGGAAACGAAAAGCCAAGAUCACCUUCAGCAAGUCCAUUCCCGUCGCAAGAAGAGUUUCCUUUUCCGGGCUUUAUAAUGGAGGAGACAAGUCUAGGUGCACAUGCUCCAAACAUUGCCCCCAAUGAUGACCCUGAAGCGGUUGCUCCAGGCCAAGAGAUCUGUGACGCCGCAAGAUCACCCUCAGUAGACGCUCCUUCCCCCAAUCCUGUCUCUCCAGAGCUCCGUCUUGAGGACUCUCGUCCUCCUCCAGAGCUUGGAGCUGGUCCAAGGCUGACUUCUACGACACGCAAUUUCCGAAGAGUAUUCUCCGAGAACGAUGCCAUUGAGGACGACGAACUGCAUGUUCCGACGCAGGGCGGUGUCGAAAGCCGCAGUCCGCUCAAAAUACUGAACAACUUGUCUGUCAGGCAAAGCCCUGUAAAAUCUAGAAGCCCGAAGAGACUGCAACGAUGCGCUUCUGACACAGCUGCACUUGACAGUGCAAGCCCGGAUCAUGGAGCGGCAGAACAGGAGCAGAGCAAAGGCGAAACGGGACCCUGGACAUCAGAAGAAGCAUUUCUCCUAUUUGACUGGUGGCCUUCGGAGGUCGAAAAGCCGGGGUAUUGGGCAGCGAUUGCUGCAAAGGCAACAGGACCAGCUCUCGUGUCGCCAGCAGCUAUUUCGGCGUACCCGACCACUAUAACGACAGCAAGACAGUUUUUGCGUGACGAUUUUAAUGCGCUAUGA